This is a messenger RNA of Drosophila ananassae, 5883 nucleotides long. RefSeq names its product mitogen-activated protein kinase kinase kinase kinase 5 (gene hppy). NCBI's taxonomy places the organism in Eukaryota, Metazoa, Arthropoda, Insecta, Diptera, Drosophilidae. The record is from RefSeq and is a predicted model, not a curated record. Gene Ontology annotation, molecular function: ATP binding; MAP kinase kinase kinase kinase activity. The transcript has 14 exons. Gene Ontology annotation, biological process: protein phosphorylation. Bases 979 to 4746 code for a protein of 1255 amino acids.
UAAAGUAACUAUCGCUCUAUCGAUUCAAGUACGAUUCGAGUAGAUAAAAACAAAGUGGAGCACGGAGCACGGACGUUGGGGACUAAAAAAUUGGCAAAAAUUCGAACCGCGAGCGCUGCAGUCGCGAACGUCACGUGUGCAAUUUAAUUCCAGGUGCUUUUCGUUUGCGUUUUUGUGAAAAAAAAAAUCCAAGCAACAAUAACAACCACACUGGUACUGCGUCGGGCGACAAAGCGACACGCCUCGCUCUGUUGUUGUUGUUGUUGUUGUCGUUGUUGUCGCGUGUGUGUGUUCGGAGUCGUCUACUAAUUAUUAUUACUAGAAUUGCUGGAAGAGCUUACAUGUGCCUAAAUAAUUAAAUAAUUGGUGGAGUGAAGCAGCGCGUCCAGAAACAAAGAAGCAGGAGAACGGCGACAGCGACUGCGGCUGCGACUUCGAAAGCGAGACGUUCUCUCGCCUACCACCUUCGCUCGUCUCCCUUCCGCCGUGCCACCCCACGGCGCUUUCUCUUCCUCGUCCUCCCCCCACUCCAGUCGCAGCCAUCCCUCCCCCCCAGUCCCAGUCCCAGUCCCAGACCCAGAGCAGCACCCAUCAAUGUGCUGCUGUGCGUCAUAAUUCGCGAGUCGCGGUUCUCCGUUCUUCUGCCCGGCUGCGCUUCUAAUCCCCGCGUCUCCGCUGGCUGUUUCUUGCAGAGAUCCGAUCAGUCCAGCCCAGCUCGAGCUAUCCAAAGUCCAGCUAACGUUGCGCAACUGCCGCUGUGCGUGCCCGAGUGUGAUAGAGUGCCAGUGUCCGCGUGAGUGCCGUUCCAAAAUGCAUCUCGAUCCCCGAAAGCCUCUGAGUUCCGCCCGCUGCGAGUGCUAAUCGAAUCGGGAAAGAAAACCAUAAAGCGGGCCAGUCGAGUGCCAGAGGGCUUCACUUAUUCGGAGGAGGAGAUCCUCGCAAGGAAGCGGACAAGGACACAGCCGACAAGCGGACAAGAUGGCCGGCGCCCACAGCCACCACAACGCCAAUCUGCUCAGCUCGGACAUCUCGCGCCGCAACCCCCAGGACGAGUACGAGCUCAUCCAGAAGAUUGGCUCCGGCACCUACGGAGAUGUCUACAAGGCGAAACGGAUACAGAGCAAUGAGCUCGCCGCCAUCAAGGUCAUCAAGCUGGAGCCCUCCGACGACAUACAGAUCAUCCAGCAGGAGAUCAUCAUGAUGCGGGACUGCCGCCACCCGAACAUCAUCGCCUACUACGGGUCGUACCUGCGCCGGGACAAGCUCUGGAUCUGCAUGGAGUUCUGCGGCGGCGGCAGUCUCCAGGACAUCUACCAGGUCACCGGCCCGCUCUCCGAGGUCCAGAUCGCCUACAUGUGCCGGGAGACGCUCAAGGGCCUCGAGUACCUCCACUCCAUGGGCAAGAUGCACAGGGACAUCAAGGGCGCCAACAUCCUGCUGACCGAGUACGGCGACGUCAAGCUGGCCGACUUUGGCGUCUCUGCCCAGAUCACGGCCACGAUCAACAAGCGGAAAAGCUUUAUAGGCACACCCUACUGGAUGGCUCCCGAAGUGGCCGCCGUGGAGCGCAAGGGUGGCUACAAUCAAUUAUGUGAUAUUUGGGCCUGUGGCAUAACUGCAAUCGAACUCGCUGAACUGCAACCGCCCAUGUUCGACCUGCAUCCGAUGCGCGCCCUCUUCCUGAUGUCGAAGAGCGGCUUCAAGCCACCCACAUUGAACAACAAGGACAAGUGGAGCCCCACCUUCCACAACUUCAUCAAGACGGCCCUGACGAAGAACCCAAAGAAACGACCCACCGCCGAGCGCCUGCUCCAGCAUCCGUUCGUCCAGUGCGAGAUGUCCUUGCGGGUGGCCAAGGAGCUCCUGCAGAAGUACCAGAGUCCCAACCAGCAGUUCUGCUAUUAUCUCGACGGCGAUGAGGAGGCGGUAGCCAGCGUGCCGCAGCGCAUUGCCAGCAAGAUGACGUCGCGCGCAAACGGGGUUCCAGCCCAGAACCACACACUGAAAACAGGCAUGACGACGAACUCCACGUGGAACGAGCGAUCUUCUAGUCCCGAAACGUUACCCAGUGACAUGAGCCUCUUACAGUAUAUUGAUGAGGAGCUGAAGCUAAGAGCGACCUUGCCACUGAACGACACCAAAGACUCACUCGGCGCCGAGUGCAGCUGCUCCCACAAUGGCGGCGGCUCGGGAGGAGGAGUAGGAGGAGGAGCAGGAUCUGGAGCAGGAGCAGGCAGCGGGGCGAACGGCAGCAGCAGCAGCAGUGGCAAUGGGGCCGGGGCAGGCGGAGGCACCACCAUCUCAACCCAUCAGCAUCAGAAUCAGCACCAUCAUCACCAUCAGAACCAAAACCUGAAUCAGAAUCAGAAUCAGCAUCUGCAUCAGCACCACCAGUUGCAGCAGCAGCACCACCACCAACCCACGUCCAAACCGCUGCAGCAUCUGUCGCACCACCAACACCAUAACCACCACCCAUCGAGCAGCACCGCUCUGACCUCGUCCAUGUCCAGUGGUUCGGUGACCUCCAAUGCCAACUGCAACUCGCUGACCUCCUACCUGGGAGGCCACCAGGGAGUCGGCGGCGCCGGCGUCGGAGGAGGAGGAUCCCACCUGGGAUGCGGCCAGGGCCUGGGUUAUGGCCCGGCCAUGGGUCUCGGUCUGUCCAAUCUGCGCACCACUAGCAUCGAUGGCGACCGGGACGAGGCCGAUCUGGUGGCUGCCGACGUGGCCAUGAACAAUGCUGCUGCCGCCGCCGUUCCAGGUUCCGGCAACGGGUUGGGGUCCGGUUCCGGUUCGGGUUGCUCUGCCUCCGCGGCGCACUAUCUGCGGUACAGCAGCAACUACCGCUCGGCCGCCGCGGCCCAGGCGUCGCAGGCCUCCAUGGCCGCCCAUCCCUCGCCCAAUGGGCAUGGCCACGGUCACGGCCACGGGCCACCAAUCUCAUCCAGCCUCUCAUCAGCCUCGUUUUAUAAUCGCCUCCUACUACUCGAUAAUUCUAGCGGCGAUGCGAUCGGCGGCAGCGGCAGUGUCGGCGUAGGAGGAGGAGGAGGAGGAGGAGUAAGCGGCAGCAGCACCAGUGGCGCUGUUAACGGCGGCGGCAACACCACCAGCGGCGGAGUCGGCUCCAACGGCCUCCUGGACAAGCACGAGCUGGAGGCCAGUCCCACAACGGCCAUCCAGUCCGCCGGCGACGGCUACUUGCAUUCCAACAGGGGAGACAGGGGAGCGGCCGGGGCGGCGAGCUCCGGAGCAGCGGAUGGAGGACCCUCGACGAGCAGCUCCUCGCACCUUUACCAGAACCUGCUGAGGAGCAGUUCCGGGGAGGCGCCUUCGCCAGGAAACAACUGUGAUUACCGGCACGAGAGCAACCAGAACGGUCUGGAGGACUCGCCUCGGCGCCAUAGCUCCAUGGAUCAGCUGAUUGGACUGAUAAACGAUAUGGGAAAGUCCUCGAGGACACGCAGCCUCAGCGAUGGUGGUACUCAGGACGAUGACGAAGUGGAGAAGGAGGCGCAACCGGAUCUACUGAACAACACUCCGCCGGUGCCGCCGAAGCGCUCUCAUAAGCGCCGGCACACUCCUCCCCGGCCCAUAUCCAACGGCCUGCCGCCCACCCCGAAGGUCCACAUGGGCGCCUGCUUCUCAAAGAUAUUCAACGGCUGCCCACUGCGGGUGCACUGCACCGCCUCGUGGAUCCACCCGGAGACGCGGGACCAGCACCUCCUGAUCGGUGCCGAGGAGGGCAUCUACAACCUGAACAUGAACGAACUGCACGACGCGGCGAUCGAUCAGCUCUUUCCGCGCCGUACCACCUGGCUGUAUGUGAUCAAGGAUGUGCUGAUGAGUCUGUCGGGAAAAUCCUGUCAGCUCUACCGGCACGACCUAGUGGCCUUGCAUUCCAAGCAAACGGUUCGCUUCUCUCUGCACAUGAACAAGAUUCCGGAGCGACUGGUGCCGAGGAAGUUCGCGCUGACCACCAAGGUCCCGGACACCAAGGGCUGCACCCAGUGCUGUGUGACGCGGAAUCCGUACAACGGCUAUAAAUACCUGUGCGGGGCCACGCCCAGCGGCAUCUUUCUGAUGCAGUGGUACGAUCCGCUCAACAAGUUCAUGUUGCUGAAGCAGUGCGAGUGGCCGGCCAUCAGCAUCCAGGGCGGAGGCCACGGCUGCGUCCAGAACGGGCACACGCCAGUCUUCGAGAUGAUCAUCACGCCGGAGCUGGAGUACCCCAUUGUGUGCACAGGAGUGAGGAAGGCCAUGAACGGCUGCCUCAAGCUGGAGCUGAUCAACAUGAACAGUGCCAGCUGGUUCCAUUCGGAGGACCUGGAGUAUGACGCCAUGGCCACGAUGGUGCCGCGACGCGACCUGCUGAAGGUGGUGCGCGUGCACCAGGUGGAGAAGGACGCCAUCCUGGUCUGCUAUGGCAAUGUGAUGCAGGUGGUAACGCUGCAGGGCAACCCGAAGCAGCACAAGAAGAUGGUAUCGCAGCUCAACUUUGACUUUAACGUGGACAGCAUUGUUUGUUUACCGGACAGCGUUUUGGCAUUCCACAAGCACGGCAUGCAGGGUAAGUCCUUGCGCAAUGGCGAGGUGACGCAGGAGAUCAAGGACAUGAGUCGGACCUACCGGCUGCUGGGCAGCGACAAGGUUGUGGCCCUGGAGAGCCAGCUUCUGAGGACCGGCUCCCUGGGCAGCGAGGAGGGGCACGAUCUGUACAUUCUGGCCGGGCACGAGGCUAGCUACUAGGCCAGCCACUAACUGGAGAGCCCGCUCGAACCACUGUUAUAUUCUAAAUAUAAUCCGGUACACCACACACACACACAUCCAGAAGUUUUAAGGACCGCCACGUCGUCAACUAUUAACUGUAAUUUAAUUACUCGUAGGCUAAGAAGUCGAUUACUGAUCUUAGAGGAAGUCACGUCGGCGAGGGUUCGAUAGCUUAGAGUAGCGCAAUUUUAUGCACCUAAAGAGGCAGCCUUCGAACAGGAGAGACCGGAACCGAACACUACCCAGCCAGCAUCUUUUCGAUAAAUAUAUAUAUUUAUAUAUUAUAUUGUAUGUACGGGGCGCCUGCGUCCGCGUUUGCGUCUGCCCGAUUCCGUUGUAGUUAUAUUUUUGUAUUACAAAGAAAUGCUUUAAUUUAUACAACUAACCUUAAAGACCUACGAUUAAUGCUACGGAUAUGUAGUUACGGAGUUAUCUUAGAGAUUUGCGUGAGAUUGUCACAAAAGUCGGUAGAUCGUUUCCAAAAAUAGUCAGCGUAAGCGGAGCAGAAGAAUCCAAUGACACACUGUACUGUACUGCAUGUACUGCAAUCCAAUUUAUACACUGCAAUUAUAGGCACGAUUCGCGGUUCGAGACCCACUCUAUAAGGCAAUUAGAACUAAUAAUACAAGAAUACUUCUUAGUGGAUAGCAAUUGUAAAUCGCAAAUGUUUUUAGCGUGUUAAACUGCUUUCGAUUGGCUCAAAGGAUAUACGAAGAAGGACUCUAUGGAGAGGAAGUGGGAGGGGGAGUAUACACGGUUUGUUGGGAAACAAAAAUUAGUUAGUAAGCCUUUUCUAACCUAGUAAACACGAAUUAACAGAAUUAACUGCAAUUAACGGUCUGUAUCUGUAUGUUAAACGAGUCAACUGAUUGUCAUAGUUACGGUUCUAGACUACAUAAGCUAAGCGAUGAGCAGAGACAUCUUUCCGAGCAGCACUUUCGUCGAUUCAGUUGUAAAAAUAUUCAAUCUAGCCCUUAAGUUAUUUAGUUUAUACGACAAAGCGUAAAACCGAAAAUUACGAACUAAUACGGAGAGAAAAACAAAAGAAAGCCCACAAAAUUGUUGAACUCUAGUUUAGUGCAAGAAUAAAAACUAUGUGAAAGAACAUUCGUUGAA